This is a messenger RNA of Linum tenue, 5694 nucleotides long. NCBI's taxonomy places the organism in Eukaryota, Viridiplantae, Streptophyta, Magnoliopsida, Malpighiales, Linaceae. The record is from the annotation of a GenBank genome assembly.
AUUUUUAAGAGGAUUGGGAGAGGGGGAAGAAGAAAAAGGAAAGGAGAAACCCACAGAAAUUGGUGGGGGAAGGGUUUUUACUGCUGCUCUCUCGUAUCUAACUGUAUUUAAUCCCCGGCUCUUUGACAUGGAACAAAACCCUAAGGGUUCUUGUAAGAACCAAUCGCCGCCAGAUUGAUCUCAGCCGUUAAACCCCAUCUCUCUCGUUCAUUUUUCUUUCCUCCUCUUUGCUUUCUUCCACUCUGUUCCUCCCUGAAAUUUGUUUCCCCUCGAAAACCAGGCAACCCACUUCCCCUGAUUCUGUUGCUUGCUCUUUCUCCCUUGUUUUGGUUGCUGGUGCUUUCCUACCGGGCAUGGUCUCCAAAGUUGUCUGCUUUGGACGUGGAAGAGAAUAAUAGACCCUCCCCUGCUUCGGAUUCCUCUCUUUUUUUUUUCUUGGGUUUUUAAUUAUAAAGAAAUGUUUUCUUUUAUUUCCGGGUUUUGGUAGGUUAGGAUGGUUGAUAAUUAGUUUUAUCAUCAUUUCAGUGUAGGUGAUAAAAAAGUUUUGAUCUUUUUUUCUUCAUUUCCUGGUCUUAGGUUGCUGUCUAGUUUUUUUUCUUCUUUCUCCUGUCCUGCUUUUUUGUUGCAAAACCUCCGAAAGUUGCAGUCUUUGAACCUGUACAUACGGGGGUUUAGCUCCGGUGGGAAGUUUUGAUUUUUGAUCCGUUUUGCGGGUGUCAAUCGGUUCUGAGGUUUGCUGCAGUGGGUAAAUGAUCAAUUUUGGAAUUUGAAAAACCAUGUUAUCUGAAUUGGGAAGGAGACCGAUGAUAGGAGCUAGUGAUGGAUCAUUCGGUGAUGAUUUAGAGAAGGAAAUUGGGUUGUUGCUCCGUGAGCAGCGCACUAGACAAGAAGCUGAUGAUCUUGAGAGGGAGCUCAAUUUGUAUAGAAGUGGGUCUGCUCCGCCCACUGUUGAGGGUUCCCUCAACGCCGUAGGCGGCUUGCUAGGUAGUUCGGCGCUGCCUCACGGUGGAGUAGGAGGCGGUGGAGGAGGAGCCGCCGUCGCCUUUUCGGACUUUGCUAGUGGUAAAAAUGGCUUUAUGAAUGAGGAGGAGCUUAGGUCUGACCCAGCUUACUCAGCUUACUAUUACUCAAACGUGAAUUUGAACCCUAGGCUACCCCCUCCUUUGAUAUCUAAGGAAGAUUGGAGGUUUGCUCAGAGAAUGAAGGGAGGAGGGAGUUCAGUUGUAGGUGGGAUUGGUGAUAGGAGGAAAGUGAGUAGGGCUGAUAAUGGUAGUGGGAGGUCAUUGUUCGCUAUGCCUCCCGGUUUUGAUUCGAGGAAGCCAGAAAAUGACAACGAGCAGGAGAAGGUUCACAACUCCUCUAGUGAAUGGGGUGGGGAUGGACUGAUAGGUUUACCAGGGUUAGGGCUUGGGACUAAGCAGAAGAGUCUUGCUGAAAUCUUUCAGGAUGACAUGGGUCGUGUGACUCCUGCUGUUGGCCACCCUUCUCGCCCUGCUAGUCGCAAUGCAUUUGGUGAAAAUUUAGAGAGCAUGGGCGCUGCUGAAGCUGAGCUAGCUCACUUGCGACGUGAGUUGUCUUCUGCAGAUCCUGUAAGAUCAGUUGCAAAUGGCCAAGGUUCUUCUGCUGUAACUAGUGUUGGCCAAGCUUCGUCUUACUCUUAUGCAGCUGCUCUUGGUUCCUCUUUGUCUAGGAGUAACACUCCUGAUGCACAACUAGUAGCUAGGGCUCCCAGUCCUUGUCCUACACCCAUAGGGCAAGGCAGGAAUUCUGCAUCUGAAAAGAGAGGGGCUUCUAGCUCUAACUCAUUUAAUGUCGUGCCUACCAGCAUCAGUGAAUCUGGAGAUCUUGUUGCUGCUUUAACUGGUAUGAACUUGAGCAAUGGCGUAGAAGAAGAAAACCAAUUGCCACCCCAGAUGGGACAGGGUGCUGAAAACCACCACCAGAACAAUUUAUUUGGUUUCCAAGGAGGUCAGAACCACUUGAAAAAUCAGAAUACUUAUUUUAUGAACUCAGACUCUGGGCAUUAUCAAAUGCCUUCUGUUUCUCAAGCUGGAAAGAUGACAUAUGCAGAUUCAGGCAAGAGCAAUGGUAGUAGCUCAAACCUCAAUGGCCCAUCCUUUGGGGAGAGGCAUGCCGACAUGCAAAAAUCAGAUGUUCGUCAUGGUAAUAAUUCUUAUGUGAAGGGAUCACCUCCAUCAACUCAUAAUAGCCGAAGUGGCUUGCACACUUACCAACAGAUGGAUAACAUGAACCCAUCACUUCUGAACUAUGGAAUGAGUGGGUAUUCUGUUAAUCCAGCUUUGGCUUCUGUGAUGGCUGCUGGUCAACUUGGCUCUGGAAAUCUCCCCCCUUUAUUUGAAAAUGUUGCUGCAGCGUCAGCCAUGGGUGUCCCUGGUCUGGAUUCCAGGGUUCUUGGAGCAGGUAUGGGAUCUGGAGCAGGUCUCACAGGUGCAAAUCCUGAAUCACGCAAUUUCGGAAGACUAGGGAGCCCUAUUAGUGGAAGUUCCCCUCAGGCACCAUAUGUUGAUCCUUUGUAUCUCCAGUAUCUGAGGACUCCUGAAUAUGCUGCUGCAGCUCAGCUUGCUGCAUACAGUGAUCCCACGGGCGAGGGGAACUAUUUGGGUAACUCCUAUAUGAAUUUACUUGAACUCCAAAAAGCUGCCUAUGCUGGAGCUAUGCUGUCCCCGCACAAAUCUCAGUAUGGAGCCCCUGUGGGUGGUAAAUCUGGCAGUUCUAAUCUCCAUAACUACUAUGGAGGUCAUGGUUACGGUGUUGGUGGUAUGUCAUAUCCUGGUAGUCCUCUUGCAAGUCCUGUUAUUCCAAACUCCCCUGUUGGUCCCGGAAGUCCAAUUAGACACAAUGAUCUGAAUAUGAGGUUUGCUUCUGGUAUGAGGAGCUUGGGUGGUGGUGGUAUCAUGGGUCCAUGGCACUUAGAUGGAGGGAUGGAUGAAACCUUCGCAUCCUCACUUCUAGAAGAGUUCAAGAGUAAUAAAACCAAGUGUUUGGAACUUUCAGAAAUUGCAGGUCAUGUUGUUGAGUUCAGUGCUGAUCAAUACGGGAGCCGAUUCAUCCAACAGAAGCUAGAGACAGCCACAAUAGAUGAGAAGAACAUGGUGUAUAAAGAAAUCAUGCCACAAGCUCUUGCUCUAAUGACUGAUGUGUUUGGUAAUUAUGUUAUUCAAAAGUUUUUUGAGCAUGGGCUGCAGUCACAGAGAAGGGAACUAGCUGCGAAGUUAAUUGGUCAUGUUUUGACGCUUAGUCUUCAAAUGUAUGGAUGCCGGGUGAUUCAGAAGGCAAUCGAGGUUGUUGACCUGGACCAAAAGAUCAAAAUGGUCGGAGAACUUGAGGGUCAUGUUAUGCGCUGUGUCCGUGAUCAGAAUGGGAACCAUGUCAUCCAAAAGUGUAUUGAAUGUGUCCCCGAGGAUAACAUCCAGUUUAUCGUCACGACAUUCUAUGAUCAAGUAGUGACCCUCUCCACCCAUCCUUAUGGUUGCCGUGUGAUACAGAGAAUUCUGGAACAUUGCGAGGACCCAAACACGCAGAGUAAAGUUAUGGAUGAGAUUCUGGGAGCUGUCAGCAUGCUAGCACAAGAUCAGUAUGGCAAUUAUGUUGUUCAGCAUGUACUGGAGCAUGGAAAGCCGCAUGAACGAUCUACUAUCAUUAAGGAGUUAGCCGGGAAGAUAGUCCAGAUGAGUCAGCAGAAGUUUGCGUCGAAUGUUGUCGAGAAGUGUCUGACAUUUGGUGGUCCUGAUGAACGGCAGCUACUGGUGAAUGAGAUGCUCGGCACUACGGAUGAGAACGAACCUCUCCAGGCUAUGAUGAAAGACCAGUUUGCAAACUACGUGGUACAGAAGGUGUUGGAGACUUGCGAAGAUCAGCAGCGCGAGCUGAUCAUGACGCGAAUCAAAAUCCAUCUCAAUGCACUGAAGAAGUAUACAUAUGGGAAGCACAUUGUUGCUCGUGUAGAGAAACUUCUUGCUGCUGGAGAAAGGAGAAUCGCUGCAGUGUCGCUGCAGUCCGCACAGGGGGCGGCGUAGAGCUAAGAAGGGAAAGAAAAACGCUAAAGAGGGAAUCUUUCAUCUGUAUAGCUAACUGAGGCUAGUGUGAGCUUUCUUGGCAUCUUCUUUGGUGGUGAUGAGGAUUGAAAAUAAUAAAGUUGUACCGGCGAGAGAGAGAGAGAGAGAGAGAUAGUGAGAGGGAGAAACUGUACAUUUUGUAGUUGUAAGGGUCGUCUGUCUGUCUAUACAUACGGUCGAUAGCUGAGCUGAUUGCCAUUCCAUGAACCGCCACCUUACGCAGAGGACAUAACGGCGUGAAUCGAUGUGUACCGAGUUUCAGGUAGGGUGUAAAAAUGAGAGCAGGGGAGCAGGAAACGUUUUUUAGUCUAUAAGAAAAACGUGACUGUAAAGGAAAUGAAACUUGUUUGGUUUGGUUGAGAAUGAGAGCUGUUAAUGUUUAGUCUCGACGCCUAGUGCAGUUUUCUUGGCUCUUUCAAUGGCAAUGUAUCCCUAGUUUCUAUCUUCUUGUUCAUAUCUACUUGCUGCAUUUUGCAUUUCAGUCGUCGAAAUUCGCAUCUGGAAACUACAACGUUGUUGAAUCCAGCAGCAUGAGACUGUGGGUUUGAUGGUAUUCGAAAUCGAAUUGAGUUUCAGGAAAGUACAUCAAUCAAUCCAUAACUUGUGCAAAGGGGGAAAAAUUAUGCUAAUCGUCAUCAGCAAAUUCAUCUUCAGUAUCGAUCUUCUGGCCGAAGCCUCUAGGACCAGCUCUUGCUCUGGCCUUGACCUUCUUGCCCUUCCCACCUCUCUUCUUCUUGGCUGCUUCUUCCUUGUCAAAUUUGUCCUUCUCCCUCUUCUGCAGGAAAUCUGUGACUGCUAUGUAAAUCACCUGCAAACAGUGAGAACAGAGAGGGCAACAAAAGCGAUGAGGAGAAGGGUGGAGAUGAUGGUGCUCACUCCGUCGUCGGAAACAAUCUCCUGGGCGGCAUCGAGCGGGGCGACUAUGUCAGCCGGCGGUGGAAGGGUAGCAGCAUCUUGGGCGGCGGCGAGGGUCCUCCAAAUUUGGGGACUCCGGCGGUGGGAUUUCGAAUGGGAGAGGAAUUUGCAGUUGGUGGCGAUGGAGAGGUUAGGAGUGGAUAAGGAGAGAGGUGGAGAGAUACCAGGUGGCAGUCGGAGGAGAAGUGCAGAAGGCGGUCGGGUCGUGGAGGGCGACGGCGGCGGCGGAAGUAGCGGAAUGGGUGCGAUUGCGGCCAUGGUACAUCUACUUGAGCUCUGCCUGCCACUGGAAGCAAGUCCAGUCCAGUGGAGAUGGAAUGUAAGUUUCUGGGUAAGUUAGUCUACGAGUAUGGCAGUAACAACUAACAACUCAGCUGCUUGCUUUACUAAUGGCUACAGUUAGUCUCGCUGACUGCUGCUGAUGACGGGGUUUGCAUUUUGCACCUUAUUGACACUAGACAGUGUAUAUCAAAGUUCAAUGGGCCUGUCAUGGUCAAUCCAAGCCCAAUCUACAUAGCCCUGAUGUAGGAAGGGGCAAUGACUGCCGAAUGCCACCAGCCAGUCCUAAUAGGCCAAUACUAUGGUGCCGCGGUAAAAAGUGGAGCAUCGGUGACGCUGUUUUUUAUUCGUCCAAGUGGAGUAGAUGUGGCGGACUGGGUUGGUUUAAUGAAUAUUGAUCCAAACUCGGUGGUCCAUUAGAGUA